AUGUUUGGUCACCAUGUUUUCGAUGAGCGCUGGAUACGAGUUUUAGAGAGUGUGGAAGUACCGGCUGAAGAUCGUUUUGACAAUGGACAAGAACCCACCGAGCAAGAAAAAAUGCGUAUUCCUUCAAUUUAUGGUUUGUACGAAAGACUCAAGGUUCUCGUUGACAUGCUCAAAAUAAAAGUAACGUAUACUGACCUACUCCAACUCGUCGAAGAUCAUUUGAGCGUCUGCCACGGCGAUCCGGAUUUCUACGACUCCUCAAUUUUGGCCGUUCUAAAGACAAGAAUGCCCAAGAUCAUCCUCGAAAAACUCUGUCGCCUUCUUUUCGAAGAAAUUUCAUUGAACAAAGUGUACAUCACCCCGCAAGAUCUUGGUGCAUUUCACCGCAAAAAUAAGAUCAAAAUUUCCGCCAAAGAAAUCCGGAUGAUCAUUCACGAGAUCGAUCGAAGUAAGGAAGCGAAGAUUUCCUUCGAGGACUUCUCCGCUUUUUUGGCUCGUGACACAAUGGAAGAAUUCGAAGAGGCGAAGAAACGAAUCGAAUCUGUUUCAAGUGAUAAAACCCAAUAA
This is a messenger RNA of Oikopleura dioica, 567 nucleotides long. NCBI's taxonomy places the organism in Eukaryota, Metazoa, Chordata, Appendicularia, Copelata, Oikopleuridae. The record is from the annotation of a GenBank genome assembly.